This is a messenger RNA of Brassica oleracea var. oleracea, 1723 nucleotides long. RefSeq names its product transcription factor TCP18-like. Gene Ontology annotation, molecular function: DNA-binding transcription factor activity; sequence-specific DNA binding. The coding region runs from base 304 to 1596 and encodes 430 amino acids. Gene Ontology annotation, cellular component: nucleus. The transcript has 6 exons. The record is from RefSeq and is a predicted model, not a curated record. NCBI's taxonomy places the organism in Eukaryota, Viridiplantae, Streptophyta, Magnoliopsida, Brassicales, Brassicaceae. Gene Ontology annotation, biological process: regulation of secondary shoot formation.
UUAAGCAAAAGUAAAGAAAAUAAUUUCCUCUUCAAAAGCAUACUCUCCUCUCAAAUUGAUGUUGUUCCUUCUCCAUUAUGAUAUCUCUCGGCCUCUCUCUCUAUAGCUGUCUCUCUCUAUAAUUUAUCUUUUUCUCUCUCUCCAUUCUAGUUCAUAGCACAUAGACUUAUUUAAGUACAUUGCCUGUGUUGUCUUUCUCAACCAUUAGUCCUUUACUUCGAUAAAGGCUAAGGAAGAAAAGUUUUGAUUGUCUUCGUCAUUGGAACAGUUUUAAUUUUGUUGCUUCAAAACACCCAAAAGGACAUGAACAACAACAAGACUUUCAGUACUACAAGCACCAUCAAUGAAGACUACAUGUCAUUCCCUUAUAAUGACAAUUAUUGCUCACAACCAUUACUCCCUUUUAGCCCUUCCUCUACCAUUAACGACCUCUUGAUUCACUCCAAUUCCAACAUAUCAAACAAUCAUCUUGACCAUCAUCAUCAAUUCCUACAAGCAGCUUCUCCUUUUUCUCAAUUCGAAUUCGUCCAGGAUUUUUCUCUCCUCCCCUCUUUCCUUCCACAAAACAUUAUCCAUAAUGAUAACCAAACCAUAAGCACCAAUGACCAUCAUCAUCCAUCCCUUCUUCCUUUGAACAACACCAUUGAUGAAUCCCAACUCAUUGAGCCGUCGGAGACCAUAACCACACACAACGAAGACUCCCAGAGAAUCUCAACUACUCAAGACCCGAAAAUGAAAAAUGCCAAGAAACCAAGCAGAACGGACCGGCACAGCAAGAUCAAAACGGCUAAAGGGACAAGAGAUCGUAGAAUGAGACUCUCUCUAGAUGUCGCCAAAGAAUUGUUUGGCUUACAAGACAUGCUUGGAUUCGACAAAGCCAGCAAGACCGUUGAAUGGUUGCUCACACAAGCCAAACCCGAGAUCAUAAAGAUCGCCAACAGCCUUUCUAACCAGUUUAAACACGGCGGAUUCAGCAGCGGAGAUGACUCCCAAACCCGACCGGCGUUAGGAUCAACGGAGACAUCGUCUGAUCUAUGCGAAUUUGCAUCUGUGUGGACAGUCGAGGAUAGAUGCAGCAACACUAGCAUGACCGAAAAUAAGGUGGAUGGGAGAACAAUGAGAGGGAAGAGAAAGAUGUCGCAGCGAACGCCCAUUUUGAAGGAGAUGUCUAAAGAUGCCAGAGCCAAAGCAAGAGAGAGAGCAAAGGAUAGAACAAUGGAGAAGAUCAUGAAGAGAAGACCACAAGUAAAUGCCGUAGAAGAAGUAGAAGCUCAUAAUCAGCAUGAUGAGGUAGUAAAGAAUAAUAAUUCUGGUGUUAAUUGGACUACUUCUUUUGAGGUGACGCCCAGCGGAAAAAAUAUGGAAGAACUUUGCAAGAACAAUCGUUUCGCAGUUUACAACGAUAUUGUGGUGAAUAAAAAAGAUCACAUUUCGGAAGAAUCAUAUAAUAUGAUCAGCCAAUUGAAUUCAUCAUUUCCAAUGCUUACUCACCAUCGCAGCCAAGGUGCAGCUACUUCCAUGGAGCAGCAGCAGCAGCAGCAGCAGCAUCAGGUUAGGGAUGUUCAUCACUUCUUGUACAACUAUCAUAAUAUGUGAUGAUGAUAUAAAUUACCGUUAAUUUCUCAAAUUAAUAUAUAAUAAUUUGUAUAUGUGAGUCUUAUGAAGCUUUUUUGCUUCACUUUCUUGUCACAUAUUAAAUCGAUGUAAAACAAUCAACGCCUUU